Mizuhopecten yessoensis (Yesso scallop) is the source of this 869-nucleotide messenger RNA. Its product is annotated as low affinity immunoglobulin epsilon Fc receptor-like. Gene Ontology annotation, molecular function: carbohydrate binding. Lineage: Eukaryota; Metazoa; Mollusca; Bivalvia; Pectinida; Pectinidae. The record is from RefSeq and is a predicted model, not a curated record. Gene Ontology annotation, biological process: biological process involved in interspecies interaction between organisms. Bases 90 to 845 code for a protein of 251 amino acids. Gene Ontology annotation, cellular component: external side of plasma membrane. The transcript is spliced from 5 exons.
CAGUCAUCAUGUGCUUUGGCUUCAGUAUGAAUGUUCAAACUUUGUUUGGUACUAGUACAUGUUAUGUUCCAGUGCUGAUUUAGACAAGCAUGGAUAUAUGUCGUUAUAAAAUGAUAAUUGACAUAGGUGUUUAUGCUGUGUUUAUGGCAUGUGUCUGUUUGACAAAAUCUGAGUUGUGUGCUAAGUGGGAAGAUCGUGAGGCGGCCCCGAAUGAUGGACACGUCUUCAGAGAAAUACAGCCAUCAGGAUAUAUCAAAUGUUUGAAGGAAUGUAAACUGUCUACAGAAUGUGCGGACAUCGUAUUUAACAGGGAACAAUUAUACUGUGGCCUCGUCAGGAAGUCGACCCAAGUUCCCUCUCCGAUAGAUUUGUCGACACAACUUGGACCAUGCGCCACAAUAUCAUGUGGGGUAGACGAAAGAUGCAUUGAAUCGACACGUGGGCCUGGUGUUUGUAUAAACGCGAUGACAUGUGAUGGGAAAUAUUUCCAAAAUAGAUGCUUUUUCGAAGGUCAUUCCUCGGGCGAUUGGACCGUCGGGCGGGAUCAAUGCAGACAGCUUGGUGGAAGUUUAGUGACGAUUGAAUCUACCGACGUCAAUAGCUUGAUACUAACAGUAACAACAGCAGGAGUGUUUUGGGUUGGCGGAAACGACCUAGGAGCAGAAGGCACAUGGACUUGGAUAGAGAAUGAUCAGCAAAUCAAUCUCAACUCCCAUUGGGCCUUAAGAAAGCCAUCGGUCGCGUCUGACGUCAACUGUUUAGGCGUGACGUCUGCGGGCGUUUGGAUUGAUGUGGAUUGCUCACUUUCGGCAGCAUAUAUCUGUCAAACGUACCUCACACAAUAAAAUGGUUUCCUUUUUAAAACCGAA